CGCCUGGCAAACCACGCCCCCCUUCCCUGUGCCCUGACCGCCUCUUCACCUCCUCUGCCGCACACGUCCAUCCACGCAUUUCUCAUCCACUCAGCAACGUUUUACUGAGCACCUACCAUGUGCUGGGUCUCCUGUUCUAGGCUCUGGGGAUCCAAGAAAAAGUAAAAGUCCCCGUGCCCAGGAGCUGGCCUUCUGGAGAGAGGCACAAAACAAUAAAGAACUAAUUGUAUAGCAUGUUGGAUGGUUUCAAGUGCCAGGGAGAGACAUUCCCAGUGUGAAAAGGGCAGGAGGGAGGACCCGGUGCAGGACGCUGUUGUAUAUGUGGGAGUCAGGGGCAGUUUCUCUGAGGAGAUGGCAUUUGAGCAGAGACCUGCAGGAGGGAGAACACUGGAGGAAAUGGCAGUGGGCACAGCAUGUGCAAAGGCCCUGAGGCAGGAGGCCUUUGUGCUUGAGGAGCAGCAAAGAGGCCAGCAUACCUGGAGGGGAGUGACAGACGCCAAGAUGUGCAAAAGAUGAGGUCAAGGGAGGCAGGUCACACCAUGUAUCGCCUUGUAGGCCAUGGAGGAGUUCAGUUUCACUCAGAAAGGUGGGCGUCAUUGGCCUCCCUCCAAACCGCGGGCCUGAGGGCUCGGCUCCUCCCAAUUCCCCGCAGCAGCUACGGCAAUGCAUUUGCUUGUGGUCAGCCUCCCGCCCCCUCAGCCGACAGGGCCUCAUGCCUGACUACUCCCGCCCCAGAACAGCUGUCCAGGCGGUUCUUCUCAGGACAAAAUGUCCUUGCACUUGCCACUAAGGCCACAGUGUCCAGACCCACCCCUUGUGUUCCACCAGCCCCUGAACACCUGUAACGCCUCAGGGCCAGGCCCGUGGCUCCUUUCCAACCGGUGAGGUCCCACCCUUCCAGCGGGCCUCCUGGCUCCACCCACGUCAUGAUGGAGACCCCGGGGCCAGCAAAGCCAGGGGGCCCUCAGUAGCUUCCUUGGGACCCUCCCGACUCACAGGCACCCUGCCAAGUGUCCGCCCUGUCCCCAGAACAGUCACAGACUUUGAGACUCAUGCCUCAUGGCAUCCAGGGUCAUCCCUUGGGGACAGCAAAGUAUGGCUACAAGGACUUAUCUUGAGGCUUGGCUUCCUGUGGAUGCCUGCUCCCUUUCUUGGUGUCUCCAAACCUGCUCUUAACCAUGAUGACCCGGGACUGUAGCCAGGUGAGGCCCAGGCUUCCUUGUCAGCCGUUUCUGGAAUCAUCUGUUUUCCCGUUUAUGACACCAGGGUGCUCUCCUCGACAGUCCUCACCCCUGCUGCCUGGUGCCAUCCCUUUACCCGCUCUGCUCCUUGUUAACCAGGAACAUAGCAAGCCUUUGCCCACCUCAGAGUCUUUGCACACACUAUGCCCUUUGUCUGGAAUAUUCGGCCUCCAGGUAUCCGUCAGCUCCCUCCCUCCCGAUCCUCCCUGCUCAGAUGUCACCUCAUCCCAGAGGCCAGCACUGAUAAUCUUGUAGAAAGCAAAGCAAACACACACACAUGCACACAGAGGCGCACACUCAUGCACUGAUGCAUGCUCCUGCACUCACAUGCGCACGCUCGUGUACAGGCCCCCAACACACACCCACGCACGUGCACACACGCACACGCACACACACUCCAGCAGCCUCUGUCCCCCUCCCCGUUUCACUUCCAUUGCUCUGGUCACGUCCGUGUUCUCAGCAUCAUGGCGGCUGUCCCCCUACGACGUCAGCUCUGCCGAGCAGGCUCUCUGUGCUCUCAGUUGCUGCUGCGUUCCUGGCACAGGAAGGGCUCCUGAGUGCUGGAAGCACUCGCUGAACCCGGAGUGAAUGAAUGAAGGAGCAAGUGAGAGGCCACCUGCCGACUGGGGUCCCCCAGCCCGAACCCUGCCCCUGUCUCUCUCCUGCAGUCAGCCUUCGAGGCAGAGGUGUCUGAGAUCAGAAUCAGCCAGAUCGAGAUUGACUUGGCCCUCAGGAAUCUGAGGGCCUGGAUGAAGGAUGAGAAAGUGCCCAAGAACCUGGGCCCAGGGCACACAGCUGGACUCAGCCUUCAUCCGGAAGGAGCCCUUCGGCCUGGUGCUCAUCAUUGCCCCCUGGAACUACCCUGUGAACUUGACCCUGGUGCCCCUGGUGGGUGCCCUCGCUGCAGGGAACUGCGUGGUGCUGAAGCCAUCGGAGUUCAGCAGGAGCACCGAGAAGAUCCUGGCUGAGGUGCUGCCCCGAUACCUGGACCAGAGCUGCUUUGCCGUGGUGCUGGGAGGGCCCCAGGAGACCGGGCAGCUGCUGGAGCACAAGUUUGACUACAUCUUCUUCACGGGGAACCCCCGAGUGGGCAGGAUCGUCAUGGCUGCCGCCGCCAAGCACCUGACACCCGUCACGCUGGAGCUGGGGGGCAAGAACCCCUGCUACGUGGACGACGACUGCGACCCCCAGACCGUGGCCAACCGCGUGGCCUGGUUCCGCUACUUCAACAGCGGCCAGACCUGCGUGGCCCCCGACUACGUCCUGUGCAGCCCGGACACGCAGGAGCGGCUGCUGCCCGCCCUGCAGAGGGCCAUCACCCGCUUCUACGGCGAGGACCCCCGGAGCUCCCCGAGCCUGGGCCGCAUCAUCAGCGAGAAGCACUUCCGGCGGCUCCGGGGCCUGCUGGGCUGCGGCCGCGUGGUCAUCGGCGGCCAGAGCGACGAGAGCGACCGCUACAUCGCCCCCACGGUGCUGGUGGACGUGCAGGAGACCGAGCCGGUGAUGCAGGAGGAGAUCUUCGGCCCCAUCCUGCCCAUCGUGAACGUGAGGAGCCUGGACGAGGCCAUCGACUUCAUCAACCGUCGGGAGAAGCCCCUGGCCCUGUAUGCCUUCUCCAACAGCAAUCAGCACCCUGCACGGGCCAAACUCGAGCCGCUGCUCAGGAAACACGUCCCGACUUGGGGGCUCAGUGGUAGGCUGCUACACAACCACACCCCCACCUGUGACAGCAGCCCUGCAGCUCCCAAGGUGGUCAAGCGAGUACUGGCCCAGACCAGCAGCGGGGGCUUCUGCGGGAACGACGGUUUCAUGCACAUGACCCUCACCAGCCUGCCUUUCGGAGGAGUGGCCCAUUUUACAGACGGGGAAACGCAGGUCCUACUGUGUGUGACCGGCAGAGCCCAGGUGUGUCCGACAUGCUCCCAGCUGGCUGCCGCGGGGCUGACUGCCGUGUCCCAUGCCACCGUACAGGAGCCAGUGGGAUGGGCAGCUACCACGGCAAGUUCUCCUUCGACACCUUCUCCCACCACCGUGCCUGCCUGCUGCGCCCGCCCGGGCUAGAGAAGAUCUACUCCCUCCGCUACCCGCCCUACUCGCCUCGAAACCUGAGGAUGCUGCUGCUGGCCAUGGAGGCCCGCAGCUGCAGCUGCACCCUGCUCUGAGCCUGGCUCACACCUGUGAGUCUGCUGCCCCUGCCACCUGCAGCCAGUGCAGAUGUGCCUGAGGCUCACAUCCGAGGAGGAAAAGACCACAGCCCAGACCAGUGCCUGCCCUCGUCCCCCCCUGGGGCUUCUCUCUGUGAGCCCUCAGCCUCCUCCUCCCUCAACUGCCCCCCAGCUAGGACAGGCCAAGGCAAGGGAGCAUGGGAAACAAUGCGGUAACCCGCUUCCCUGCCCCCACACUAGCCACUCGAGUCCUGGGAGAGGCCAGGAGAUGUGGACACCUCUGAGCCACCCCCCUUCCCGUGGAGGAUGCAGAAGGGGACCUGGCAUCUGGUCCAGGUCACACCAUGGACCUGCAGCGGCCUUAGGCCCUGGGCAGAAAUCCCUGCCCUCCCUGAGUUUGUUUCCCUAUCUGUACAGGGGAGGUGAUAACUAUCAGCACCUCCAGAGAUCACUGUGAGGAUUAAAUUUUGGAGUUCAAUAAUAAAUGAGCUGUGGAUCCCAGG
This is a messenger RNA of Callorhinus ursinus (northern fur seal), 3909 nucleotides long. The record is from RefSeq and is a predicted model, not a curated record. NCBI's taxonomy places the organism in Eukaryota, Metazoa, Chordata, Mammalia, Carnivora, Otariidae.